This is a messenger RNA of Coturnix japonica (Japanese quail), 6694 nucleotides long. RefSeq names its product leucine rich repeat containing 49 (gene LRRC49). NCBI's taxonomy places the organism in Eukaryota, Metazoa, Chordata, Aves, Galliformes, Phasianidae. The record is from RefSeq and is a predicted model, not a curated record. Gene Ontology annotation, biological process: mRNA splicing, via spliceosome. Gene Ontology annotation, molecular function: protein binding; U2 snRNA binding.
CGCUGUGAGGCGGGCGGAGAACCGCACAACCGGGCGUGGCGUCCGUCAUCCCGCCUCCCCGGAAGCGACAGUUACUGCGGUAACGGCGGAUUGAUUUCCGACAGGGCGGCGGCCGGCGCCGAGCAGCGGGUGGAUGGACAUGGUGCCCAGCAAGGGCCGGCAGGGCAGGGGAUCGCGGGCCGCGCCCGGCCCGGCCGGUAGCUGCGGGCUCCAGCUGCUGAUCCAGGCAUCCGCAAUACCCAGUAAAACCAAACCAUUUGACUUCAGGAUAAAUAAAGAAUCACCAUCCCUUCACAACAGACUUCUGCAGCAUGACCUGGAAAAAAACUAUUCAGGAAGACAAGGAGACCCGAGAGUGUUGAGUCCUUUGGUGCGCAAUAAGCAGCUGUAUCUUCCAGUGCCAUCCACUCUGACAGAGCUUUCUGGUUUGGAGUUCAAGCAAAACGCAGGUUCUUUAUCUGGAUUUGGGGAGUCUUCUAUACAUGCAAAACCCAGAUCCCGACAAAGCAGUCACAGCAUUAGUUCACAUGCUUCGGAUAACACCAAUUUUGGGAGCAGUUCAUCAAUAACAUUUCCUGUCUUGCAACGUACCGCUGAGGAAAAAAUCCUGAACUCGGAUAGACUUACCCUGGAAAGGCAGAAGCUGACAGUGUGCCCAGUUAUUGAUGGAGAAGACCACCUUCGCCUCUUGAAUUUUCAGCAUAACUUUAUAACCCGGAUCCAGAAUAUUUCCAACCUGCAGCACCUUGUUUUCUUAGAUUUGUAUGAUAACCAGAUAGAGGAAAUAAGCGGGCUUUCAACUUUGAGAUCCCUGAGAGUUCUUCUUUUGGGCAAGAACAGAAUAAAGAAGAUCUCAAAUCUGGACAGCCUAAAAAAUCUUGAUGUUUUGGAUCUUCAUGGAAAUCAGAUCACUAAAAUAGAAAACAUCAACCAUUUGAGUGAACUGAGAGUGUUAAACCUUGCCAGAAACCUUCUGUCCAUUGUAGAAAAUCUUAACGGACUGGAUUCACUUACGGAGCUCAACCUUCGUCAUAAUCAAGUCUCUGCUAUAAAAGAUGUGGAUACUUUGCCCCGUCUCCAGCGUCUGUUCCUCAGCUUCAACAAUAUAUCUAGUUUUGACGAUAUUCUGUGCCUUGCUGAUUCCUCAUCUUUGUCAGAUAUCACCCUUGAUGGCAAUCCAAUAGCUCAGGAGACAUGGUACAAACACACUGUUCUCCAUCAUAUGAUGCAGCUCCGACAGCUAGAUAUGAAGAGAAUCACAGAAGAGGAAAGACGCAUGGCAUCUGUUGCAGCAAGAAAAGAAGAAGAAAGGAAGCGUGAAAGUCAUAAACAGAGCUUGCUUAAGGAAAAGAAACGGUUAACAAUUUGUAAUAUUGCUCGCCAGUGGGAGAUACAGCAGAAUCGAAUAGAACUUGAGGCUUCUUUAAACCAAGAUAAAGAUAACCAGCCUUGUCCGAUCAAUGGCAGUGCUGCAUAUGUAUUUCCCGAAGAAAGCAGGUCUCUUGAUACAAUAUUGAACAGCGCAGUACAAGGCUUGUCUGUCCUCGAGUCUCAUCUGGUGGAACUGGAAGGAGACACUCUUUACUUGUAUGGUUCUGGGGCACUGGAGUGCUUGGAUCGGAACUGGAGUGUUCAAACAGCUGGAACCAUUGUCACAGUGUCCUUUGUGUUCAUAGAAUUUGAUGAAAUUGUGCAAGUGUUAACAAAACUGAAGAUAAAAUUUCCCAAUUCUGUGCACCUGAAGUUUAAGGAGACAAAUCUUGUGACCCUGCAGCAAUUCAAUGCAUUAGCCCAGCUGCAUCGCAUGGAACAGUUAACAGUUGAUCCGCAGGGAAAUCCAGUUGUUAACUUUACUCUGUGGAAAUACUAUGUUCUGUUUAGAUUGAACCAUUUUAAUCUACAGAAGAUAAAUGGAAUUGAGGUUACUCAAGAUGAUGUUGUAAUGGCAGAAAGGCUCUUUGGCAUUCUGGCAUAUGUUGCAUCUUCUGAGCUGCCCCGUUACCGCUUGCUUUCGUCAUUUGGAGAAUCUAGGAUGAAGCAGUUCAGUUAUCUUCUGGAGGGAAAGGGGAAGAAACCUGGGACUGGAAAUGAGGAAAGUAGUGAUAACAGAAGAGCUGGGAGAGAAAGCUCUGCUCGAGCAACAUUGAAUUAUGUCACAAAGGACUUUCAUAUGGAGAAGCUUGAGGAAAUAAAGGAAAGAAAAGCUUUUUGCCAAACAUACGUCAAGAAUUUGGUGAAAGAAGCUGCUGACAUCCAUAUGAAAAACGAGUCCUUGCAGAAGCUUUGGCCUCAAAUGUUCAUUGAACUCGUCAGAGAUGCAGUGAUAGAAAUACGCAAUAAAAAUUCCUACAUGAAACUCAGCUUACAGCGGAUCACUGAUCAAAAACAGUAGAAUCAAGGCCUGUUUUCUUGCAAGCUUUUGGUUUCUAGUUUGGAUAAUGAUUCACAAACUUAAAACAAUAGAAUGUAAAAUUACCAUCAUAAUGAAACACAUCCUUACUACCCCUUUGCUUCCCCCCCCCAUCAUACAAAGGUUACCUUUAAAUCUUAAUUAACUCUGUUUUUGUAGCUUUCUUGAUAGUGUUCAAUUACAAAUUAACUUGCAUAAAGCGUUAGCAGUGCUUCCUUGGAUGAAGUAAGAGAUGGCAUAGAAGUCACUCAGUGGUUAUGCCAUGGUUCACUGCAAUCUUGUUCAUUUUUUUUUUCUGCUAUCCUUGCUUUGGUAGUGCUAUAGCAUUGAUGUUAGAGAACAAGAGUACAAGCUGCUUAUUUAUUUAUUUAUUUAUUUAUGCUAAACAAUUUCUGAUUGUCAACUUUUUGACCAUUUCCUGCUGUCUUUUAAAAAACAAAAAACAAAGCAAUGGAAUAUUAGCAAAUUUUUUAACAAUCAAAGCUAUUAAAUUAUUGCAUUUAUAUCCUAAGGUCAAUGAAUGCUUUAUAUUAUUUGAUUAGUCAGAUUAUGGAACACAUUUUCAGACCAUGUCCAUGACAGUUCUUGACAUAUUUAAUUAUCCUAAUUCUUAACUGAACAAAUGGCCCAAACUGGACUUGAAGUUCUUUUUUCAUUAAUUUAUGUUAGUUGUGUGAAUUAUUAUAGGUAAAUUAUGAAAUUGGGGAUAUUGUACUGAAGCUUUAUUUUUAUUCUUUUAUAAUUUAUUGACAUAACAAAUUAUUACUUUUUGAGCUUUGUUGAAUAAGGUCAAAUGAACUGAAAAGCACGCAUUAAAUUUGAUAAGGAAACUGUUGAAUGCUGUUCAGUUGUAAUCACUGUUUCAUUUCUGUGUCUGUGUGAGAAUUUCAGACCUUUAUCAAUAAGAAUGAAUUACUCACUUUUACCUUUCACAGAUAAUUGGAGGAAGCACUAUAUGCAAGGAAACACUUGUCCUUAAUGCUGCAUGAAGAGAUGAGAUGCAACUUGCCCUCAAAAUCUAAAACACAUUCCAUAGUCUGUUGUAAAUACCAUAUUACUUCUGCCCAGAAAUUGAAUUUAGGAAAUGCUAGAAAGUUCAACUGAUUCCUGUAGCUGGUGUUUAUAUGUGGCUAGAAAGUUGUGCCAUUUGAACUUAUGUUUGGCAUUCUGUGUAUCUUACUACAAGAAUCCAAAUUCUUCAUUAUUUUUUUACUCAAUUCAAAUUGGUCAGAUUUUAUGUAAGCUCACUUAUAGGGGAAAAGAAAAAAACAAAUUGUAAACCAAAGCAAACUUCUUGGAAUGGUUUAUAUGGCUCUGAACUACGUUGUUUUUCCUGCUUUACGUGAACAAGGCUGCCUGGCAAAGCAGAGGUAAGUUUCUAUGUCCUGAAAAAGGCUUUGAGUCAGUAGCAGGACUCAGGUCAAAUCUUUCUUGGAACACAGUGUAUUUGCAAUCAGAUAACGCUGAUGUAUCUCAGUUAUCAGAAGGAACUCAUUUCCAGAGCAUUUUACAGGCUAAUGGUGACAUGCAUACCACUAAGUAUAGCUUCCAAGUAUUUUUCUUUUGGUUUAUGGUAUAUGUGAGCUUCAAAAGCAUACUUGCAGAUAGUUACCUUUUAGUAUUUACAGAAUUAGAGGUUAAAUUGCUUUAAAUUUCAUGAAAUAUUAAAAAUACUGAAGAAACUGCCUCAGCAGUCAUCAAUUUUUAAUAGAAUUAAUCACCCCUUCAGGCUUUUUGAACAGUUGAAUGGAAUUUAAAAAAAAAAGGUGAAUGUAUUUGAUAGGAUUUCUUUUUUCUUUCUAUUGGAAAACCACUCUCUCAAGUUUUAUGGUGCCUUUUUAUUAAGGGAACACAUAAAGUCCAUAUGAAAAGGGGGCUGUGUAGGGGUGGAGGUGGGGAGAAGAAUUAGGGUUGCUAUAUAGAUAUGCCAUCAGUAUAGAAAGAAACUUGCAAAAGUUUUUUGGAUCUAUCAGUUACUUUACGUCAUUUCUGUGCAAGGAGGGGCAAGUGGAGCAAUUCCAGCUUCUGCAUGGGGACAAAAAGCUCAGCAGCUGUGUGAAAGUGCAAAACUCUCUUGAUGAUAUAGCCAGAGCAGAUGGGCCCCUUUUGAAUCACAUUCAGCAGUAAUAAAACAUUGGAAAAAAAUGCUUUAAGAAGGGUGGGUAGGCCUAGGAGAACAGGAAGUUCUCCAUGGGAAAAUCCAGAGAAAAGCCAGACUUUGUGAUGCUGAGGCUUUAGAGGUGUAACCCUGAUUGAAGGCUUUAAGGUAUGAUCUUGGAAAAAAACAAGUGACAUAAAGUAUAAGGUAUUAACUGUGAAUUGUAUGAACUUCUCCUCAGAAUGCUCUGUAUCCCCAGUAAUCUGUGAAUGCUGCGAGUUUAAUUAUUUCUGAAAACGAAUGAAUGAGGGACUGAAGUGAUGUUAGGCCUAAAUACUUUGGGUUCUGAACUGCCAGGUGAUUUUAAAAUUGUUAGUAUGUUAUGUAUAGCUUAUAUAUGCAUCAGAUUUGUUUAUAUCAAUUCAUGCAUUACUGUGACCCAUUACUGUAGUUGCUUAUUAAUGAGUAUCUGAGUCACUACAAAUACGAAGCCGGUAGAAGCAGCAGGUUGAUACAGAUUCUGAAAAUUAAAUGCUGCGUACAUAAACUUUCCAUCUGUUCACAUGUAUAAAUCAAGGAGUUAAAAUAGCCGUUGACUUUUAAGCUGACGACCUUUUACUAAAGCCUUCCAGGAUGGAAAGUGUUGUUCUCUUGCUUCAAAAGCCUCUAAGUGCUGCACAGAACCAUAUUUUGAUACCUCCUGUAUUUCAUUCACCACUGAAUAUGGACCCUUGUGUUCCUCAUGUGUAACAUGACUUUGUGCACAAGACAGGAGGUGUAAUUGUAUAAUUCACAUAUAUCAACUAGAAAUCAUCUUAAAGAGUAAAAUAUUUCAGUCAGAAGCGUAUCUUUUUAAACUUUUUCAUUGAUUGAUGCAUUGUUCUUGUUUUCUGAGAAAAAUUUCCUCUGUUUCCAGCUAUGGGUGGAUAAUAAUGUAUUUUACUUUGAUUCAGUUUUGGUUUAGCUUUGUCAUGCAUGAAGGCUCCAUUAUGUCAUGAAGUCAUCGUUUAUUCUGCAACUGAAAUUUUGCCCUUGGUAAGGAGGCUGAUGAAGAGCUGUAUUUCAUUCACUUCAUUUGAUAUAUGAUCAGAGAAAAUAAUAUAGCUGCAGAUAAGCCACCAAAGUGGAACAAAGAGAGGUAUGAUUCACUUAGAGCAAACCAAAAGCUGAUCCUGUCAGUUUUGAGGAAUAAAAGGUACUGGGAAGAGUUCUAUCAGAGCACAGUAAAGUAAGUAAAACCAAUUUACUGACUUGGGCCAAGUGUUUGUUUUGAAAGCUGUUUUAUAUCCCUCAACUACACUGCCUACAAAAGCAGAGUAUCUUGUCUGAUACUAGAGAUGGUCGUACUUAUAUAAAUUAUUUAAUAUUAAAGAUUAACCUAUCGAAACAUCAAUGUUCUGCAAAUUUUGGCAGUUGUACAAACAUUCUGCAGAUUUACGAUUUCUUUCUUUGUCAAAGCUGUCAGCUGUAAAAGUAACAUUUAUGCUUCUUAUUGCUAUUUUUUUUAUCACAGUGAAGCAACACAAUUAGUUGCUUUUUGUUAGAUAGUUUAGUUAAAGAAGCUGAAGCAAAUGCCUGCUAUUUCAUAUUGUUAAGCAAAAUGAACAAAUGCAUAAUAUAGUUUGAGAAGUUAGUACUCCGAUUGAAAAUCAUGGUAAAACCACUUUGUUUUAAUUUGGGACAGACUACUUGAACAUUCUGGUUCUCACAUCACAUAAACUUCAUCUUGAAGUCUGGUAUCAGUGCAAUCAUUUUCUCUUUGGUUUAAAUUGGAGCCAUCAGUCUUUCAGAGAACUAUGAAAAUUAGUGCUUUGUUACUCGCAUGUAGAAGGAGUGGGAAAGGAUAAGAAGAGCUAUCACUUUGCUCUGUAGUGUGAUAACAUUGUAUACACUCAGAAAUCAAUGUAAGCUGAUUUUUGUGUGUAAAGAGUAUAGGUUACACACACCUCAGAUCUUUUUACAAAAGGCUAAUUAGUAUUUUCUUAUAUGUAACUACAGAUAUCACUUGAUAGCUGGAUCUUCUUUUACAUGAGCUAAAAGAAGCUGAAUUUAAGGGACUGUUUAUAUAACCUGAGGAUCCAGUUUUGUUGGCCGGCUUUGCUAAACUUCUGUUAUCAGGAAGAAAGACAAGCUUAUCUGGAGGAACUCUUUUAUUUGUCCACUGUGAUUUUAAUUUAAAAAAAAAA